AUGGAUGAAUGGAUCCUUGGAGAGAAAUUCAACAUAGUCUAUCCACAUCAUGGAUCUAUACAGUCUUUAUGGGAGAAGAAGUUUCGUCGGACUCUUAAGUGCGAGAAAUCGAUUUAUCCUUUUCAUGACGGCGCCUAUGAGGACUUUUUACCAAUCUUCGAUUCGUUAAUACAGCGUGGUGUUAAGGACUGCUAUAGCGAGAGCUACACCGAGGCUUUCCUCUCAACCGCUGAGAAUCUGUCCUCUGAGGCGGAACUGGCUGAGGAGAGAGGUGACAGCGAAACUGCCGUUCGUCUUGGUCUCAGAAGUGCCUGCGUCUUUCGUAUUUGCCGUUUCCCUCACCUGGGACCGCAAGAUGGUGGGCUCAAGAGAUACGCGUUUGAGCGACAAAAAGAGAUAUACCUACGAACAGGUGCACUUAUGAAAUGCCCUAUUGACGCGAAAUUCGUUCCAUUUUCGCAUAGACUGGAUCAUGAAGGGUUGGAAAUCCCCGUCCUCCAACGACUGCCCCUCGGGCGUGGCAAUAAACCGCACCCUGUUAUCCUGAUCAUGACAGGCCUCGAUGGAUACCGCACGGAUAACACUGCUCUCACUGAUCGCUUGAUGCAAAAAGGCUGGGCCGUCGUACUCUGCGAAAUCCCGGGAACAGCUGACUGCCCCGCUGAUCCCAAGGACGCUUCAUCACCUGAUCGUUUGUGGUCUUCUGUCAUUGAAUGGAUUAAAGAACAGGCUUGUUUCGACCCAGACAGGAUAGUUGCGUGGGGGCUCAGCGCUGGGGGGUUCUAUGCUGCUCGAAUUGCGUUUACUCACGCGGGGCAGCUUCUCGGGGCUGUUGCUCAGGGAGCUGGCACCCAUUACUUUCUGAGCCCGGAAUGGCUCUCUCGUGCUGAUGGACAUGAAUAUCCAUGCGGCGUCACUGAAGCUCUUGCAUUGAAGUAUGGCUUUGAUAGCGUCGAAGAAUUGGUAAGCCAGGGCCAGAAAAAGUUCUCAGUUGUUCUCUCCGGCAUUUCAAAGUUGCCUUCUUGUCGGCUUCUCUUGAUAAAUGGCGAGGAUGAUGGGCUUUGCCCAAUCGAAGAUUCAAUGGAACUGGCAGAUCAAGCAUCUGGAAGAGAGUUGAUAAUUGUCAAGAACCGUAUGCACAUGGGAAACCCGGAUGCUCAGCCGCAGGUCAUCAAGUGGCUAACAGAAUUGCUGGACUAG
Fusarium mangiferae is the source of this 1200-nucleotide messenger RNA. RefSeq lists its product as uncharacterized. Bases 1 to 1200 code for a protein of 399 amino acids. Lineage: Eukaryota; Fungi; Ascomycota; Sordariomycetes; Hypocreales; Nectriaceae. The record is from RefSeq and is a predicted model, not a curated record. The transcript has 6 exons.